UCUAGUAUUUCUUGCAAUACUAUAAAUUAUCAAAUAGUUUUAACGUUUGCUCAUUAUAUAACAUCAUAAUUUGUAAAGACGCCUUGUAACUAGUUUUUUUUGUUGACCUUAUUCCUUUCGCUUCUAUAAAUAUACCCACUUAUCGUAAACUUCACAGUUUAUUGUUGAAUUUGCUUAGUUGAAGGUUCUCUUUUUGCAAGAUAUCAGGUAUUAAAAACAAUGGACUUCAGUGAUAAAGUUGCUUUGGUUACGGGUGGAGCGUCAGGACUGGGACUGGAAUGCGUUAAAUGCUUAUUAAAACAAAACAUUAAAGGAGUAACUAUAGCAGAUCUGAAUCCAUCCGGAAUUGAAGUAGCUAAAGAAUUGGGAUCUAAAGUAUUGUUUACGAAGGUUGACGUCACUGAUGAAAAACAAUUUCAAGAAUGCAUGAAAAAUUCAAUGGAAACUUUCGGUGGAUUAGAUAUACUUGUAAACAACGCAGGUAUCAGUUGCGGUGUAAAUUGGGAAAAGGCCAUAAGCGUAAAUGCCACGGCUGUAGCUAGAUGCACGUUUUUGGCUAUGGAAGUAAUGAGAAAAGACAUGGGCGGUAAUGGAGGUAUGAUUGUGAAUACAAGCUCUAUCUUAGGUCUUAGGUCCACCUGCAUAGCUCCUAUAUACGCUGCCACCAAGAGCUUCGUGGUGAGCUUUACAAGGUCUAUGGGUACCGACUAUUUCCACAAGAAAACUGGAGUUAAAGUGUUGUGUAUUGCACCCGGUUUCACCAUUACACCAUUGACGACUGACGUACCAGAACCUUACACAAAUUUCGAAGAUAUGCAGGACAAUGUAUUGAACGUUUUAAAAAAGCAAAUAUUUCAACAACCCGAUGUUGUUGGACAGGCUUUCAUCGACGUAAUGAAUUCAGGAAAAAAUGGAAGUGUCUGGGUCAUCAGAGACAAUUUACCACUAUAUGAGCAAGAACCUCAAUUUGAAAAUUUAGUUGAUUAAAUAAUAUUUAAAAUAACCUA
This is a messenger RNA of Nicrophorus vespilloides, 1007 nucleotides long. RefSeq names its product 15-hydroxyprostaglandin dehydrogenase [NAD(+)]-like. The record is from RefSeq and is a predicted model, not a curated record. Bases 220 to 987 code for a protein of 255 amino acids. Gene Ontology annotation, molecular function: oxidoreductase activity, acting on the CH-OH group of donors, NAD or NADP as acceptor. The transcript is spliced from 5 exons. Gene Ontology annotation, cellular component: cytoplasm. NCBI's taxonomy places the organism in Eukaryota, Metazoa, Arthropoda, Insecta, Coleoptera, Silphidae.